Molecule: messenger RNA, 4373 nt
Organism: Anopheles merus
Lineage: Eukaryota; Metazoa; Arthropoda; Insecta; Diptera; Culicidae
Gene: Cpr50Ca
Exons: 5
Coding region: 325-2922 (865 amino acids)
Cellular component (GO): extracellular matrix
Source: RefSeq, a predicted model, not a curated record
AUGUAAACGCGUACGGUUCGUUGAGUGAUACUGAUAUUAACGUUGAUUUUUGUGUACUCGUUGAAUAUGUUAUUUAUUGUUAUCGAAUUCCCUCUAACCUAUAACUUUUUCAGAAACAUGAAAUAAAUCCAUAGAAAUGAUAAAAACGUAAAAAAUUAUUAAUUCGUGAAAUUUCGUUUAGUUGUAAAAGUGGCAUAACUUAUACUAAACAGUGGUUAAUACUAAAAUAAGUUUUGUUUCAAAAGUAAAAAUAGCAGUAAGCAGAUUGCAGAACAGUUGAAAAUAUCUACCUUCGACCAUUUGUACCUAGAAUCAAUACAGGACAUGGGGAAGUACUGUCUGAUUUUAUUAUUACCUUUGGCAGUGUGGGCUGGUAGAUCACCUGCCGCGGUGUUCGAAGAUGUAUAUGAACUAGGCCGUCCAAAUGCAUCCUUUUUGGCAACAACGGAAAGCUGGAACGGCAUGAAGGCAUACUUGAGGAAAAAAUAUCGUCAAAUGCAAGAACCACUUCAACAAGCAUCAAUGAUCGCUGCUUACACCGCUGCUCAUGAACGAUACCAAAACUCAGAAGAGAAACAACAUGACCGUGUUCGUAUCGAAAACAUGGGUAAACUAGCAUCAGUACGUACAAAACGAUUGGGUAAUCUUCCAUCAGCUGUGCGAAACUCAAAAAUGAUAGAUAUUGUUCCACGAGAAAUGAUCAAGUUUGAAUUGUCGGAUGCUGUAGCUUACUCUUUUAACUAUGACUCGCCUUUACACGCUUCACAUUGCCCAAAAUCUCGAACAAAAAGAGAAAAACAAGAGAAACGAAUGGAACCAAUUCCAAGAGAAAUAUUACGAUUUGAUUUGAGUGAUGCAGUAGUUUCUAAAUUGAAAAAUAACGCUAAUUCAACGACAAGUAUUAGACACCGACGGUCAGCUAGUCCCGAUCCACGCGAUUACGUUAAAUUCGAAUUGGAAGAUGCCAAGACUUAUAAUGGCUAUGCAAACGCCAAAGCAAAUGCAACAGAAAAUUUGCGACACCCCUUUACGUCAUCGGAUAUUUACAGACGUGGAAAGGUGUUUGAUGAAGCAUUCGAACGUCCAAAGGCAAAUGUACAGAAAAAUGGAGCAAGUAAGAAGGAAAAACGGGAGAGUAUAGAACCGAUGGAUAAAGAUGAUGCUAGGGAUAUGAGCUCUGAAGAGUCUCGACGCAUUAAAAUCACAGGGAAAAAACAAAAGCAAAGUGCCAAUUAUGAGGAUCUUCCUGUUGGUAUACAAAAAGCCAUAGACAUAGCAAUUAAAGCAAAUGAGCGCAUUAAUGGAAAAGGCGGUGAUACGAUUUUGAAAACAGCAGCUUUGCAAUCUACAUCAAAAUACUUCUUUGGUGAUAAAAAACCGAAAACUAAAAAUUCAUUCAUUACAACGCCAAAACCAAAUAUUAACCUAUCAGAUAUUGAGCAGCCUGUGGUAGAAGAAACAUCAAAUGGUCAAACCGAUAUUAUUUCAAGCAGCCCAUUGGAAACAGAAUCGGGAACGAUGUCGGACACCAUCAAUUUAAAAAAUACAAAAGACUCAUCCCUGCAAGGUAUCCCAAAAGCCUGGUGGUCUUUCUCUGAUUUGCAACGACCGAAACGAUUAUACCAGAAGGUUCCACUCUCGCCGCUGGCCGUAAGUUCACAGUAUGUAAACACAUUCAAGCCGUCCAUCGAACAAAGCAAGAUGAAUGAUCUUUCACCAGGUUAUCAUCGUCAACAGGAUCUAUUUUCCCCUGUUACUUCAUCAAACACAGAAACAGCUGCUCUAUCUGACCUUGACAGUUACAGAACAUCCGUAUCAAUUAUUCCACAAGAAGUGAUCAUUAAAGAACGACCAAAGAUUCAGUACGUUAUUAAAGAGAUACCAGUAUCAAAGCAAAUGAAACACCAGCGUACAAAAAUAACAAUGCAACCUAGCAUUUCGAUCUCUUACGGUCAGGAUAUCUCAAACCCUAGGAAAGAAAGUGUUAUUAAUCGCACCUAUGACAAAGUUUAUAUACCAACCAAAGCCGAAUAUGGACAUCGUAAACCCGUAGAAGAACCAGUUCACUCAUUUCAAAACAUGAAAUUUUUAGUGCCUGAUUAUAAAGAAGAAUCUCACACACAACAUUACUUUGAUAGUAACAAAAAUAAUCAAAUAUUUCAGACAGAACAACCAUCCUCAGUACAAAUGAAUGAACUCAAUUCUUCUCAAGGGAAUAUUGCAGCCUUAUCCGCUUUAAUUGGACAACAACCAAACGCGCAAUUAAAGGGACUAAAUCAACUAUUGAAUACGCCUCUUUCAAUGACACAAAAUGACCAACAGCAUCGACCGCAAGAUAGCACAGCUCCAGUAACAUUUCCGGAAACAUCCACUAUGAGACCAAAGCCAUUUCGACCGAGUUAUCGAUCGAUACAAGUCAAUCACGAAUCAAACAUUAUUUACGACGACAAUUAUCAUCACGCAUUGCAAAUAGAUCCUCAUUUACAAUUUGAUUUGAAGAAAGAAUAUACGCCGAUUCAGGAAGAAACUACAGAUGUUUCCGAAUCUGAACUUAUAGGGCCUGCUGUUGCAACUGCUAGUUAUGCAGCAAAUGUUGUUGGAUCGCAGAAACCAAUAAAAUUUAGAAUAGCAGAACAUCAGAAAUUCAAUGAAGCAGAAGCUGGUCACGAAACAAACACAUAUCGCCACAUUAAAGGCCACAGUCCACCUGACUCUCCUAACGAUAAAUCAAUGUCGCGCCAUCACCUGGAACAGCAUCAUACUUAUCACGAUUCCAGAAAAGAGCAUUAUGAUGGAAUAAAUUCCGAAGGAUAUGCUUUCGGUUACAGAGUACGCGAUUUUCAUACAGGAAAUGAUUUCGGUCACAUACAGAAUCAUGACAACGGUGUAACGCGUGUUUCGGUGCGCGACAUGGCUGGUUGAUGACCAUAACAGAUAACGUUGAACUAACGGCACAUACUAUCCCGCUGCGCAAAGCGAUUGAAAACUUGUCAGCCUCUCGCUCAAUCCCACUCGACAAACAAGUGCUCGAAUUUGCAUACAACUCCCUAAUUUUGUGUCACCAAACCUUGGAAUAUAAAAAAAAUGAAGACGUUUUCGUUCGGACUGGGGGUAAAAUUAGAGGAUAUGAGAACAGGCUUUUGCGUGUGAAUGUACGCGACCUUGAUUUACAUGUAUUGGUGAGGUACGAGAGUUUUUAUGUAUGUAGUUGUCAUAUCAAUUUUCUUUCGGGGCCAAAUGAAAUGUCACGUUUGAAUUCAAAGAAUUUAAGAGAUCGUAUUGUUCACUAGAUUCACUUCGUGUAGAGCCUCUCAUUGUUUGACAAAAAAAGCUUAACUGGUCGAUAUAGAUUUGGUCGAUACACAAGGUAAGACAAUACUUAUAGGAUACGUUUAAAUACAAAUCUAUAAAACAAACUUUUUUAGAUGGAGGACAAAAACAACAACGUGUCAGUACCAACUGAUUUGGCAAAAGAAUGUAUGAUGUUACGCUGAAUGGUAGCUCAGCUAAAGGUCCAGAACGAAGUGAUGAACAACAAGCUCGAUGUUCUGACCGGGAUGAUGCAACAACUGUUGGCGAAUCAAAACACCUGCUUGAACCUCACGGAUAAAACCCCUUUGCCAACCUUUUGCACAGUGGAGUCCAUUGAGGAGAUAAAUACCCUGCAGGAGAUGCUGAAAAAAAAGUACCGUGAUGAAUUUGUGCAAUGGGUGAAACAAAAUAUUGCAGAGGGCGAUUUUAAACAACGUGCUUGUGAAGCUCUUCACUUAAUCCUAGGGCCUAACAUUUUAUUGCAAUGUUCGUGGACAGGAAAAGCAAAAGUAGGAGAUAAAAUACCGUUGUGUAAAUACAAAAAUAAAGUACUAGUUAUACAAGAAUUAGUAGGAAAUUGCUCAGAUAAGACAUUAAAAGAUUGGAUUCAGCUGAAAUCAAAUCAUAGUGAUAAUUUAAAACGAAACAAAUACAUAAAUAAGUCUAGUUGCCAUAAGCCGAGAUCCAGUAGUGUGUAAAUAGUAGAAGAUAAGUAGAUUAUCAUUCUUAAAAUUAGUGGGAGCUCUAUUAUAAUCUAGAUAAACUAUUUAAUUAGAAUUAGAACAUCAAAACAGAAUUCAAAUGCAAUAAUACUCACUUCUUAGAGUUGUGUAAAUGCACUAUAUAGAAUUAUGAAAUAAAUCCUUGAUAUGAGCAAUGUUCCAAAGAGCUGUACAAAAGUGAUAAUAUUGCAUUAUUACUGAAUAUAAAGUAAAAGAAGUAAAUUGUAGAAAUGAAACAAUAAAUGUUAACUUACCUCUUAUUUAAAAAACAAGCGGAACUGUUGAGGCUGGAUGAAAUGCCGUAGUAAGCGCAGUUGUCACGUAAGGGGAUAGCUUUUC